GUUCCUCUUUUUGCGGAAGCAAGUUUUUCUACCUCCUUCUCGUCUACAGAAGUGUCUGUUCUCUCUCUCUCUCUCCGUCACUCUGUCGGUAGCGUUCGCGUCGACUGGCCAGAGUCCGCGAGCUGUUCUCUCCAUUCAUCUCUCCUUCCGUAUCAUCCCUCAGGGAACUACAGGAGCCUCUCGCUCAUCUCACUUUCUGGUUCUGCAUUGUCCCGAUUGGCUAUGGCUUACCACAGCUUCCUGCUCGAGCCAAUCAGCUGCCACUCCUGGAACAAGGACCGGACCCAGAUUGCUCUGUGUCCCAACAACCAUGAUGUCCACAUCUAUAAGAAGGAUGGGACCAAGUGGACCAAGAUACAUGAACUGAAGGAGCACAACGGACAGGUCACAGGUAUAGACUGGGCUCCAGACAGUAACCGUAUCGUGACCUGUGGGACGGAUCGUAACGCGUACGUCUGGUCUCUGAAAGGGGAGGUCUGGAAGCCCACGCUGGUCAUCCUCCGUAUCAACCGGGCUGCUCGCUGUGUCAGCUGGUCUCCCAGGGAGAACAAGUUUGCUGUGGGCAGCGGAUCACGCCUCAUAUCCAUCUGCUACUUCGAACAGGAGAAUGACUGGUGGGUCUGUAAGCACAUCAAGAAGCCGAUCCGUUCCACCGUCCUCAGUCUGGACUGGCAUCCUAACAACGUGCUGCUGGCGGCUGGAUCCUGUGACUUCAAAUGCAGGGUGUUCUCAGCCUACAUCAAGGAGGUGGAGGAGAAGCCCGGCCCCACAGUCUGGGGGUCCAAGAUGCCCUUUGGGGAGGUGCUGUUUGAGUCUGGGCUCCCUGGGGGGGCUGGAGAGGGGGCAGGAGGGGGAUGGGUCCACGGGGUCUGUUUCUCCCACAGCGGGAACCGCCUGGCCUGGACGUCACAUGACUCUACUGUGGCGGUCGCAGAGGGAGGCAAGACCAGCACGAUCAGCAGUCUGAGCUCUGAGACCCUUCCUCUGCUGUGUGUCAGCUUUAUCACUGAAAACAGCCUGGUGGCCGCUGGCCAUGACUGCUACCCGGUGCUGUUUGUAUAUGACGGUGCUGCGGGCUCAGUAACGUUCGGCGGGAAGCUGGACGUUCCCAAGCAGACGUCUCAGAGAGGGAUCAGCGCCAGGGAACGCUUCCAGAACCUGGACCGCCGAGCGACCUCGUCCGAGACCACCGAGCAGGGACUGGAGAGUCUGCACAAGAACAGCAUCAGUCAGAUCUCUGUGCUGGAGGGAGGAAAGAGUAAGUGUUCCAAGUUCUGUACCACUGGGAUGGACGGAGGGAUGGUCACAUGGGACGUCAAGAGUCUGGAGUCUGCCAUGAAGGAUCUCAAGAUAGUCUGAUACUAUGGCCCUCUGUCGACCAGCCGACCAGCCGACCAGCCGACCAGCCGACCAGCCGGGAUAUGAAGACAUCUCACCUCUUUGCCUUUCUGCUUCUCUGCUGCUGGAGACAUCUGCUUCUUUGUCUAGUAGUGCACUAGGUAGACCAGGACCUAUAGGACUCUGGUCAAAAGUAGUGCACUAGGUAGACCAGGACCUAUAGGACUCUGGUCAAAAGUAGUGCACUAGGUAGACCAGGACCUAUAGGACUCUGGUCAAAAGUAGUGCACUAGGUAGACCAGGACCUAUAGGACUCUGGUCAAAAGUAGUGCACUAGGUAGACCAGGACCUAUAGGACUCUGGUCAAAAGUAGUGCACUAGGUAGACCAGGACCUAUAGGACUCUGGUCAAAAGUAGUGCACUAGGUAGACCAGGACCCAUAGGACUCUGGUCAAAAGUAGUGCACUAGGUAGACCAGGACCCAUAGGACUCUGGUCAAAAGUAGUGCACUAGGUAGACCAGGACCCAUAGGACUCUGGUCAAAAGUAGUGCACUAGGUAGACCAGGACCCAUAGGACUCUGGCCAAAAGUAGUGCACUAGGUAGACCAGGACCCAUAGGACUCUGGUCAAAAGUAGUGCACUAGGUAGACCAGGACCCAUAGGACUCUGGUCAAAAGUAGUGCACUAGGUAGACCAGGACCCAUAGGACUCUGGUCAAAAGUAGUGCACUAGGUAGACCAGGACCCAUAGGACUCUGGUCAAAAGUAGUGCACUAGGUAGACCAGGACCUAUAGGACUCUGGUCAAAAGUAGUGCACUAGGUAGACCAGGACCUAUAGGACUCUGGUCAAAAGUAGUGCACUAGGUAGACCAGGACCCAUAGGACUUUGGUCAAAAGUAGUGCACUAGGUAGACCAGGACCCAUAGGACUCUGGUCAAAAGUAGUGCACUAGGUAGACCAGGACCCAUAGGACUCUGGUCAAAAGUAGUGCACUAGGUAGACCAGGACCCAUAGGACUCUGGUCAAAAGUAGUGCACUAGGUAAACCAGGACCCAUAGGACUCUGGUCAAAAGUAGUGCACUAGGUAGACCAGGACCUAUAGGACUCUGGUCAAAAGUAGUGCACUAGGUAGACCAGGACCCAUAGGACUCUGGUCAAAAGUAGUGCACUAGGUAGACCAGGACCCAUAGGACUCUGGUCAAAAGUAGUGCACUAGGUAGACCAGGACCCAUAGGACUCUACCAGGGUAUAGGAGACCAUUUGGGACACAUCUUAGUUUUUUAUUCUAUCUUCUUUGUUCUAGAAUCCAGGAAAUGCUUGUGAGCGAUGUUCUUCUGUUCCGUCAGGUGUUCUUCUGUUCCAUCAGGUGUUCUGUGCUGAUAGUUGUACCUGGACAUACAUGCUGUGCUCUAAUAUACGGGACGAUUCUGGAAUUAGUUGACAUGGGUUUUGUUUUGGUGUUCACACAUGUAUGUUUUGGAUUUACAGCACAGGACCAAGAAAAGAAAUACAUCUAAACUGAGAUUUUUCACUUCAAUUUUUUUCAAAAUAAAUAGAAUGGACUAACCCUUACAAAAAAUAGAUGACAGUUUUUGACAGUGCAGUAAGUGCAGUCGACUGUGGUAUUUUGGACGUAGUAAUUUCAGAAUAACUGCAGUUAGACCGCAAUCUUUUUUUGUAACGGAAAUGAUUUAGAGUUCGAAUUACUUUUGAUUGGAGGCAGGUGAUUAGUUUACUGAUGUAUUAUAUCUGUGGUAAGUUGCAGGUGAUUAGUUUACUGUGUGAUGUAUUAUGUCUGUGGUAAGUUGCAGGUGCCUACAGGGUUAAAACAAAAUGCCAUUCAACCAGUUUUGAAAAGAGGAAACAGGACAUUCUGCUCCAAUGAACUCCGUUAUCAAGUGCCGAUAUAUUAGAGCGCAACUGUAGCUAUAGGACUUAUUAUAACAGGACGCCUCAGAGGAACGCUACAGCAGGUAUUUAUAUAAUCAUAAAGAAAGCCACGCAGCAGUACCUGUUAAAUGCUUAUGCUGGUCAUAAUGUGCAUUUAAUAAAUGAUUUACUAUCAUA
Messenger RNA from Salvelinus fontinalis (brook trout), 3406 nucleotides. It is a transcript of the gene arpc1b, whose product is annotated as actin related protein 2/3 complex, subunit 1B. Gene Ontology annotation, molecular function: actin filament binding. Lineage: Eukaryota; Metazoa; Chordata; Actinopteri; Salmoniformes; Salmonidae. Gene Ontology annotation, biological process: Arp2/3 complex-mediated actin nucleation. Bases 223 to 1359 code for a protein of 378 amino acids. The transcript has 10 exons. Gene Ontology annotation, cellular component: Arp2/3 protein complex; actin cytoskeleton. The record is from RefSeq and is a predicted model, not a curated record.